GGCGGUCAAUUGCAAGCCGCAGCAUAACGUAGGGAAGCAAAUGGAUCAACGCAAAACCAUGUCAAUCACGCAAACUUUUACUUUUGAGCCACCACAUGCCCGUGUCAUUCUCGCAUUCUAUGCCCCCUCAGAGCUCCCCUUCUGCUAGGCGCAUCUGGCCAUCUGCGGCAGAAGAUCAUGCAACCUGGCGAAGAUGCAGCGCCGGACACGCGUCAGGACGAGCGCCAGGAGUCAUCCUCGGCAAGACAGCUCGAUGGAGAAACGCGUCCUGACGAGGAAGAGGCAGUGCGCGACCGGCGCGCUGGUCUAGCAGCUGCCGAUGGUGCCGCUCGUGCAUCUUCGUCCGCCGGCAGGGUGCCGUCCAGAUCGCCGCAUCCUUACCAUCGGCGCAGCGUGCUGGAGGGCAAGACGCGCAUCAAGCCGGAUCUCGCGACCCGAUCGCGGGAGGUUCCUUUCGCGUCGAGAAGCGCCAGGCGCGAGGAUGCGCAAGGGCUGUCGCGACGGCCGUCAAGAGAUCGGACGAUGGGCGGCCGAGCGAGCCCGAGCGAGAGCGGCACGGAGGCCGACGACGAGAGUGCCGGGUACGCGAGGGCGCUGCCGGCGCCGCCCAUGCGACCGCGAAAGGGCCUGAAGAUCGCCCUGAACGCGGCGGCGAUGGACGACCAGGCGACGCCGUUGCUGACGCCGUCCGCCAUCGACGAGGAGGCCACGAGGUUCGAGUUUCCGGCCGCGAAGAGCAGUCACGCCGGGCAUGACAAGGGCUCGACCGACGACGAGCUUCGGGAGGCCAGAGCGAGAUUCGUCAAGAGAAGGAGGGCGGAGCUGGCACGACGAGCGUCCGAAGUGCUCCUCCUGGCUGCCGUUGGCAUGCUCGUGAUGGGGAACGAGUCUGUCAGAUCGUCGAUUGAGCAAUGGCGGAGAGUAGAGCUUUUGAGCCACGUUGCAAUCAUUGCCGGCCUGUACCUUCUGUACCCCGUCCGUCUGAUCGCAUACGCAUGGAGGCGGACCAAGUCGUGGAAACCCGUCCAGAGAACGAUCAGACUGCCAGCGGCAUUCGAUCCCGCCCCCCUUCUGUACCCGGAGUUCAUACCUGUAUUCCUCAGUCUCAUACUUCUGCCGACAUUUCCUAAGAUACUUCUGCCCAACUUGGUCCUCGGUCUGGCGUCAGUGCCAGCGGGACUAUAUCGUUUUGGCAACUGGAACAUCGAGCCACUGAGAUGGCUGGUAUCUAUCGUACCGCUUAUCCUUUCGGAGCAUACGGAUUUUCCACACAAGAUUUUUGCCAUUAAACCAUACAUUUUGAAAACAGAUCCCUUAGAACGUCUAGAGCCCGAAAUUAUUGUUGCACUCUACCCCCUACAUCAAUCUCUUGUACACUUCGUACACUACCUUACAACAACAAGUCUUCUGCCGGCAGAGGUCCACCUGAUGUCAAUCGGUCUGAUCAACCUGCUGCUAUGUGCUGAAAUGCCACCUACAGUGAUUCUGCAGAUCCUUCUUUGGUUCGGGGGCCUCAGCGUGUAUGCACUUGUCGGGCCCGUCAUUCGGUGGAACAUUGCGUUGGCGAGAGUACCAAGAUGGAGAUUCCGAAGAGCGGGACGGCUGAUACAGAUGCAACAAUCUUUUCUUAAUAUGUUGAGCAAGGCCCUCACAAGAAGCCGAUCAGCUGAUCAACCUCAAAAAUGGAGUGGCAGCGACGCAGACGAGGACCACGAGGAAGAGAAGCCUAGGAGACGAUCUUCCAUGCUGAGUUUAGAGACCAUCAAGGCGGAACUGAUCGACCCUCUCAAGACUAGUUUCUUCAGCAAUAAUACCGCUUCAAAAUCCGCAAACUCAGGACAAGCGGGUGACGGAAAGGAAGAGAUGCUGCUCGAGAAGGGCAACGGCACUGCCAGAUCCAAGUCGUACCGUCCGAGAAGGAACACAGUGCCUAAUCUGACUACCGGAUCCAGUGACGUUCUUGAACGGCCUGUCGCUGCAACUGAACCGGCAGCGCGAAGACGGAAGGGUGCUUAUGGCAGGACGAUUUUCGGGCGCCCUCUCUCGUCACUAACUCAGCGAGAGGCGACGGCCAGAAAGUGGGCCUACGCCAUGUAUACCUACGUCGCAACGGUGCUCUUGAUUCUCGGCCCGAUCCGCAACCUAGUCUCGCGGUACGCUCUGAACGGCCACGAACCCUUCGGCUGGGCGAUUGGCUAUUUGUUUGGGAACAUACAGGAACUUCGUUUUUUGAUCUGGCAGUGGAAUCUGGAACGGUGGGUGCCUCUUCCCCCUCUGGCUGACGGCGAAGAUUGCCUUGCGCUCAACAUCACCGGACGCGCGGAGUGUGUUCGACAGGUCGUGCUCGGCGAGGCGAACACGCGUUUACUUCUCUGCGCGUGGUGCGUUGCCAUCAUCAUCGUCGGCCUCGCCGUCGUCCUCUCCUUCACGUUUGUCGAGGUUGACACACGGCGCAAAGUCUUUCACGGUAUGAUGGUGGCCAUGCUGUUGCCCACGAUCUUCAUCGACCCAUCCUUCUUUUCCCUCGCCUUAGUUCUCAUGCUGGCCAUUUUUCUGCUCCUGGACCUCCUUCGUGCAUCUCAGCUACCACCUCUUUCGAGACCCAUCGCUUCGUUCCUGACGCCCUACGUUGACGGCCGAGAUCUGCGUGGUCCGGUAGUGGUCUCGCAUAUUUUCCUCCUCAUCGGUUGCGCAGUUCCUCUGUGGCUUUCCCUUGCAGGCUCGCGCUUUACAGGUCUGGAGCCGUGGGUGAACUGGAAUGUCGCGCAGCGAGAUGUUAGCAUGAUUGCUGGAGUCGUCUGUGUGGGCAUGGGCGAUGCCGCAGCUUCCUUAAUCGGCCGUAGGUACGGUCGACACAAGUGGCCAUGGACCGGCGGUAAGAGCCUUGAGGGCAGCGCUGCGUUUGCACUUGCAGUCACCGUCGGUCUCAUCGCGGGAAAGCUGUGGCUGCACAUCGGAGGCUGGGAGGAUGCAAGUAGGGGGGCCAAUGACGAAUGGGCCGCUGUUAUAGUCAAGGCGGGCAUCGCUGCGUGUGGCGCAAGCUUUAUGGAGGCGGUACUGACGGGAGGGAAUGAUAAUGUCAUUGUGCCCAUUGUCCUGUGGGUACUUGUUCGAGCUUUAGACGUCUAAGGAAAUGUAAGAAAUGCUCCCCUUUUUUUAUGAUUGUCAGGGCAUAGCGAGGCGUUUAUUUAGUAGAAGUUUAGAUGCACGAUGUACUUAUGCGUUGGUACUUUGAUAUGACCCAACUCUCUCUAUUGUCAAAAGAGGCAGAUU
Verruconis gallopava is the source of this 3273-nucleotide messenger RNA. RefSeq lists its product as uncharacterized. Gene Ontology annotation, molecular function: dolichol kinase activity. NCBI's taxonomy places the organism in Eukaryota, Fungi, Ascomycota, Dothideomycetes, Venturiales, Sympoventuriaceae. The coding region runs from base 178 to 3129 and encodes 983 amino acids. Gene Ontology annotation, cellular component: endoplasmic reticulum membrane. The record is from RefSeq and is a predicted model, not a curated record. Gene Ontology annotation, biological process: dolichyl monophosphate biosynthetic process. The transcript has 2 exons.